Blepharisma stoltei is the source of this 1557-nucleotide messenger RNA. The record is from the annotation of a GenBank genome assembly. Lineage: Eukaryota; Ciliophora; Heterotrichea; Heterotrichida; Blepharismidae.
AUGGAAACUCAAAAUCAAGCACUUGCCCUCGAAAUUGAAAACAUGAAAAUUCUAUUAGAAGUGGCUGAAGAAAUUUUAUUUUCAUUUACUUUGCCUCCAGACCUUGUAAAAAAAUACGAAUUUAUUCGAGACCAAACUUUUGAAAAGGUAGGAAUCUCUGAUACCUCUUCAAAAAUCUGGGCUUUUCAAAGCGAAGCUUAUGCUAGAGCAAACAGCAAAAGUCAACAAGGCAAGCCUAAUGUUAUGGAGGACGAAAUAAGAGAUAUAAAUUAUAAAUUAAAAGCAGAAUCUCUCAGACAUGUGAUUGCGAAAUAUUCUCAAAUUUUAGAAAACUCGAUAAAACUGCUACAAAACAUUGAGGAAAGGAUAGGGAAUAUAACAAGCUAUGAUGAGUGCACUUUUAGACCAAAAUUGAUGACACUAAGCAGCCCUGAUGAAUUUUCGCUAAAAAUUGCGGACCUUGAAAUUAGCAGCCAAAGAGAUCCAUGAUUUGUAUUGGAAAGUGAAGCAGAAAGGUCCUUUGCAGUAUUUUCACAGAAAAUAUCUAAUUAUGAAAUUGAAAUUUUUUCGACUAUAAGUAAGGUAGCUGAUAAAUACAGGCAAAAGAGUUUGAAUUCACAGACAAAUAGUGACGGUUUUAAUAAUUCAAAAGGAAGGUCUGAUAAUUCAGAUUUAGAAGAAAAGUUAAAGGCAAUAAAUGAUAUUUAUACAAAAGAAAGAAAACAGACUGAAAAUAAGCUAAAUUUCUUAUUAUCGCAAGGCUACAAAGAAAACGACAUCCGCAAAAUAAUAGAAGAAAAAGACCUUUAUGUCGAAAAAUUUAAUAUUUUAGAAAGAGAAUUAUUCCAAACCAAAACUCUCCUACAAGACGAAAUCAGAAAACUAAAAAUCGCCAAUAAAAAAAGCACAAUAGAGCUAGAAAGCCAGACAAAUAGCGAAAUCAGAGCUAUGAAAUUGUCACAUAGCAGCGAAUUUGAAGAAUAUAAAAAAUCACAAAUAAAGCGAGAGUCCGAACUUUUACAAAAUUUAGAAAACGCCACAGAAAAUCAUUCAGAAAUAGUUAGAGAAUUACAAGUGUCUCUUGAUAAUGAAAUCCGAAUAAAUGAUAGGCUGAUGAGGUCAUUUGCUGAUAUAAAAGGAAUUUUAAAUAUAAUUUAUCAAAAAUUCAAUUCAGAUGAGGACGCUGAAUUUAACCAAAUAAAAGAAGAGCUUACAAGAAUUUAUCAAGAUUUCGAAGAAGGCGAUUUACUUAUAAAAACAAGGUUUCUUGCACAUAUUAUAGAAAAAUAUAAUUCAGAUAAUAACUGACUGAUUGAAAGGCUUGGAGAAACCCAAAAAGAUAAUGAAAGACUUCAAAAAAUUGCUUCUCUGAAAGAUGAGACUUUUCAGAGUAUGAAAACUAAUUAUGCGCAGACAAGUAUGGUGCUAAAAGAAUUUGCAGAAGCCAGGGAUAAGCUGAAAAAUAAGUUUGAGACUAGCCUGAAUGAGUCAAGUAAAUCUCCAGAAAAAGAAAGCACUUUUACCAAGCUUUUUCAAAAAUAUAUAGGACCAAAAUAA